UAUAGUAGUGGUGCAUGUUUGGCUGUGUUGCAACAGUGAGGUGGAAUUGGCUGGACCAUCAAUUCGGCCAGCCAGAACAUUAGCUAGCCCCUCUUAGGUCUUCCAUCGGUCGAUCUCCCAAUCCACAGGGCGUGAAUGUAUGAAAGGCUCUUGCCAUGUGAGAGCUUUAUGCAUCCAUCCAUCCAUGCACACACGCCAUCAAACCUCGCCAUUGCCAUUGCUAUUAGGUACGUUGGUGUAGUCGCGCCAACGUCGAAUGAGCUAUAAUUAUCGUCUAUCCCGGCUAUAAAUCUCGAUCUCCCUGCACACUGUGUGUGUGCAUGAUCUCAUCGUCUUCUCCUCCAGCUCGAUCGAUAGAUAGAUAGUUCGAGCUAAACUGAUUGAUCUUGCCACGAAAAUUUCUUUGGUUGUUAGUUGUUCGGGAGAUGAUGAAGAGGAUGGUAAUCUUGAGGCGGUGCGAGCCGCCGCCGCCGCAGCCUGCGGCGGCGGUGGUGGCGGCGAUGGGAGGUUGCUGCGGGAGGGUGAGGUACGGCGAGUGCAGGCGGAACCACGCGGCGAGGAUGGGCGGCCACGCGGUGGACGGGUGCCGCGAGUUCCUCGCCGAGGGGGAGGAGGGCACCGGCGGCGCGCUCCGGUGCGCCGCGUGCGGAUGCCACCGCAGCUUCCACCGCCGGGUGGUGGUGGUGCAGCAAUGCUGCGCCUGCGACACCGCGGCGGCGGCGGCGGCAGCCGGGGGAUGGGAGUGGCGGGACUGCUCGCCGGAGUCGUCCUCCUCGGCGUCCAGCACCACGGCCAGCUAGCAAGAAAGAGAUCAAUUCGUGCGGCGCGGCGGCGGCGGCGGCGGCGACCAGCAUGUCACGCUUCGUCCAUGGCGAGAUCUCUCGAUCAUCACCAGGUGUUCGACUGCAUCAUAUUCAUAUCCAUCCAUGAAACUUGUUGUCUCCUCGAUCGUCGAUCUCCUUUUGCACGCUGAAUUUGUUACUGCCGCCUCUUGUGUUCUUCUCUGACUGGGCUAGCUAGUGAGUGAUGAGCGUAUGAUUACAUCCUUACUUAUUAUUAUUGUUUCUCAUAAUUUAGUCUACUGCUACUGGUUAUAUUGAUUUAAUUGUACGUAACUACUCCCUAUUAUCAAGUCAUCUCUCUCGCUCUGUGUUGAUCUGUA
Molecule: messenger RNA, 1162 nt
Organism: Oryza sativa Japonica Group (Japanese rice)
Lineage: Eukaryota; Viridiplantae; Streptophyta; Magnoliopsida; Poales; Poaceae
Source: RefSeq, a predicted model, not a curated record